Ceratina calcarata is the source of this 1183-nucleotide messenger RNA. Its product is annotated as protein MIS12 homolog. Lineage: Eukaryota; Metazoa; Arthropoda; Insecta; Hymenoptera; Apidae. The transcript is spliced from 4 exons. The record is from RefSeq and is a predicted model, not a curated record. The coding region runs from base 152 to 814 and encodes 220 amino acids.
AGCAGAAAGACGCCAUGUUCAUUUGUCAACGGACGUCAAGGUGUGAUCAUCAGAAGGGAGCGAGAUUACUUCGAAAAAGUACGACUAUUUUUAAGUGAUUUCAUCGGAUAAUCGGACGAGUUAACGUGCGCGUAUUCGGAAUUAUUUUUACAUGAUGGCAUCUUCGGAGUUGCAGAAACGGAAACAGGAAGAAUAUGAAAUGCAGCUGUUUGGCUUUCAUUCAAGAGCCGUGUAUGCUACUUUGGAAAAUAUGGUGGGUGAAAGCAUUCAGAGUAUGAUUGAGAAGUUGCAUGCGGCAAUUGAAAAGUUAUUCAAAUUAAAUUCGGAAAAAAGAGAGAUACUUCGAUCGAAUCAGAAACAUUUAACAAAAGCUUUCCGUAAAGGAGCACAGCCACAUUUAAAAAGCAUUGAGAAUACGGUAAAUAAGUACAUAGCUAUUCCGAGAAAUGUUCUGUUGGAAGAGGAUAAAUGUCAAAGGAUACAAUAUGAUGAUACAGAAUUUGAGAGCAUAAAGCAGAGGCUAGAAAACUUGCAGCAAAGAGCAAAAAGAGCUACUAUCCUAAACGCAAUAUUAAAGGAAGAACUGGCAGUUCUGGAACAGUUGCCUAUUCCUGAAGAAAAUGUAAACAGAAUGUAUAAUACGAUAGAGAGUGAUUUGAGGAGUUCAGAUAUAAAUGAGGCACUAUUUCAAUUAGUGGACGAUUAUAAACAAUUUUCCACAGUUCUGUUCGGAAGUACACAAUUAACAGAAAAGAUAAAGUACAAUACAGUAAAUAAUCUGCAGUGUGGAGAUUUUGAUUCAAGUAUAUUGUAAAUUAAGGAGAAGAGAUACUUAUAUACAAUUCAAAAACGGAAUCAAUUCUCUUGUCCAAAGAAAUACUUUGGACAAAAUGUAAAUAUAUAACUGCAUUCUAUGAAUGUUGCCUAUAAUUUGUAUAUUUUUAUACUUUAUUCUGAUAAAUGCCUGUAAAUAAUUAAAAAUAAGGAAAAUUAUUAUAAAUCAAUAUAAACCAAAAUCAUGAAAUGCCUUUGAAAUCCAUUUCACUUCCAUAUUCUGUUCUAAAUGUCCGGUCACUUACAUGACUCUCUCCUCUCUCAGGCAUACAAGAAGAGGAGAUGUACGAAUCUACAAAAAGGGGUAACGUGAAGCACGAAUUGAAAAUACAGAAAAUAUUUAAGCAUA